AUGGUCAUUGUCAUUAUUGUGGUGUGCUUAAAAUUCUCUAAGUUUGAAAGCAAGUGGUAUUUGGAUAGUGGAUGUUUAAGACACAUGACUGGAAAUGCCAACCUUUUCCUUUCACUUGAAAAGAAAGAUGGAGGUGGAAUGUGUGAUAACAAACUAAUGUUUGUUGGUGAAAGAGUAGAAAAUAUUUAUGUUAUUGACUUGCAUGCCUUGUCUAACAAAGAUAUUAAGUGUUUUAUUUCUAUUAGUGAUAACUCUAGGACUUGGCAUAGAAAGCUUGCACAUGCUAGCAUGGAGCUUCUUAUGAACUUAAAUAAGGAUGAGCUAGUUGAUAGGCUUCCAAAGAUUAAAUUUCAAAAGGAUAAGGUGUGCAAUGCAUGGUAUACUUGGGUUGCAUUCCUAGCUCAUAAGGAUGAAUGUUUUGAUAUUUUUGAGAGAAAAGGUAAUCUUGAUGAGUUGACUUUUGGAGUUCCUCAAUCUAGUGAAACUCAAGAUCAACUCAAGGAUGAUCCCUUAAAGGAUUCAGGAGAUAAUGAAAUUGAGCUUCAAGAGCAACAAGGUCAACUAGUUCCUCAUUAA
Messenger RNA from Hevea brasiliensis (rubber tree), 576 nucleotides. RefSeq lists its product as uncharacterized. The transcript has 5 exons. Bases 1 to 576 code for a protein of 191 amino acids. The record is from RefSeq and is a predicted model, not a curated record. NCBI's taxonomy places the organism in Eukaryota, Viridiplantae, Streptophyta, Magnoliopsida, Malpighiales, Euphorbiaceae.